AGGGAUCAGCUGGGCCGCCAUACCUGGUACUUCCUGCACUCUGUGGGGGUGACUUACCCUGAGUAUCCUACCCCGGCCGAUGAGCAGGCUGUUCGCUUCCUUGUCGCUGCUCUUGGCCAGCUGUUUCCUUGCAAGUCGUGCAGGAGGCACCUUCAGAGGACUCUGAGCACCAACGUUACCCUGGGACCAGUGCCAACUGCCAGCAGGGAAGAGCUCUCGCGGUGGCUCUGCCAGCUACACAACAUUGUGAACAUCAAGACGGGAAAAGCUGAAUUCCUAUGC
Messenger RNA from Guillardia theta CCMP2712, 282 nucleotides. RefSeq lists its product as hypothetical. The record is from RefSeq and is a predicted model, not a curated record. Gene Ontology annotation, cellular component: mitochondrion. Gene Ontology annotation, molecular function: flavin-dependent sulfhydryl oxidase activity; flavin adenine dinucleotide binding. The annotation marks the transcript as partial. The transcript has a single exon. Lineage: Eukaryota; Cryptophyceae; Pyrenomonadales; Geminigeraceae.